This is a messenger RNA of Micropterus salmoides (largemouth bass), 813 nucleotides long. RefSeq names its product myomegalin-like. The transcript is spliced from 5 exons. Lineage: Eukaryota; Metazoa; Chordata; Actinopteri; Centrarchiformes; Centrarchidae. The annotation marks the transcript as partial. The record is from RefSeq and is a predicted model, not a curated record. Gene Ontology annotation, cellular component: microtubule organizing center.
AAUCCAAACUGAGAGGAGCUCAUGUCAACUUUAUGUUUUGACCACGACUGUGUUCUUGUUCCUGCCUGUUGAUGUGUGACGGCAGGACCGAGCACAGACCUGAUCUCUUUUCCCUAUUGUCUGGAUAGCUUGAUUCUUUAGUCAGGACAGCUCUGAUUCUCUUCAGCCCUGUCUUUUCACAUAUUAUGCCGUACUAAAUGGGGGGCUGCGAUGCCCCCUACAGAGGAGCCACCUGUCAUCAUGUCUAACUCUGCUUUCCGCGGUUGCCGCACUAUCUCGCAGCACCUGAACGACCUGAAGAAGGAGAACUUCAGCCUGAAGCUCAGGAUCUACUUCCUGGAGGAGAAGAUCCAGCAGAAGUUUGAGGAGAGCAGCGAUGAUGUGCACAAGAGGAACAUCGAGCUGAAGGUUGAAGUGGAGAGUUUGAAAAACGAACUUGAGGAGAAACAACAGCUUCUGGACAAAGCGCUGUCGACGGCAGAGAGCCUGUCCAAUCAGAAUGAAGCAGAGCUGCAGCGUCGCCUGGCGGAGCGACAGGAAGAGAUCAGCCACAUGCAGGAAAUCCUCGAAACCAAAGUUCAGCUGCUACAAGAGGAGGCCUUGCUGGCCCGAGACGAGGCUGAGCGGAUGGCCUCGCUGGCGGACUCUGAGGCUCAGCGCUGCCUGGCUCUGGAGAGAGAGAUGUUGGAGAGGAUGGAGAGAGUGGAGGCUCAGACGGACUGCUCACCCAGCAGGCCCUGGCCGACAAAGACGGGUGAUCGAGGAGUUGACGCAGCAGAAACAUUCAUGGAGCUCCGGGUCGAGGAGCUUCAG